Messenger RNA from Homo sapiens (human), 3512 nucleotides. RefSeq names its product eukaryotic translation elongation factor 1 alpha 1 (gene EEF1A1). NCBI's taxonomy places the organism in Eukaryota, Metazoa, Chordata, Mammalia, Primates, Hominidae. The coding region runs from base 64 to 1452 and encodes 462 amino acids. Gene Ontology annotation, cellular component: cytoplasm; nucleus; nucleolus. The record is from RefSeq and is marked reviewed. The transcript has 8 exons. Gene Ontology annotation, molecular function: translation elongation factor activity; GTP binding; GTPase activity. Gene Ontology annotation, biological process: translational elongation.
CUUUUUCGCAACGGGUUUGCCGCCAGAACACAGGUGUCGUGAAAACUACCCCUAAAAGCCAAAAUGGGAAAGGAAAAGACUCAUAUCAACAUUGUCGUCAUUGGACACGUAGAUUCGGGCAAGUCCACCACUACUGGCCAUCUGAUCUAUAAAUGCGGUGGCAUCGACAAAAGAACCAUUGAAAAAUUUGAGAAGGAGGCUGCUGAGAUGGGAAAGGGCUCCUUCAAGUAUGCCUGGGUCUUGGAUAAACUGAAAGCUGAGCGUGAACGUGGUAUCACCAUUGAUAUCUCCUUGUGGAAAUUUGAGACCAGCAAGUACUAUGUGACUAUCAUUGAUGCCCCAGGACACAGAGACUUUAUCAAAAACAUGAUUACAGGGACAUCUCAGGCUGACUGUGCUGUCCUGAUUGUUGCUGCUGGUGUUGGUGAAUUUGAAGCUGGUAUCUCCAAGAAUGGGCAGACCCGAGAGCAUGCCCUUCUGGCUUACACACUGGGUGUGAAACAACUAAUUGUCGGUGUUAACAAAAUGGAUUCCACUGAGCCACCCUACAGCCAGAAGAGAUAUGAGGAAAUUGUUAAGGAAGUCAGCACUUACAUUAAGAAAAUUGGCUACAACCCCGACACAGUAGCAUUUGUGCCAAUUUCUGGUUGGAAUGGUGACAACAUGCUGGAGCCAAGUGCUAACAUGCCUUGGUUCAAGGGAUGGAAAGUCACCCGUAAGGAUGGCAAUGCCAGUGGAACCACGCUGCUUGAGGCUCUGGACUGCAUCCUACCACCAACUCGUCCAACUGACAAGCCCUUGCGCCUGCCUCUCCAGGAUGUCUACAAAAUUGGUGGUAUUGGUACUGUUCCUGUUGGCCGAGUGGAGACUGGUGUUCUCAAACCCGGUAUGGUGGUCACCUUUGCUCCAGUCAACGUUACAACGGAAGUAAAAUCUGUCGAAAUGCACCAUGAAGCUUUGAGUGAAGCUCUUCCUGGGGACAAUGUGGGCUUCAAUGUCAAGAAUGUGUCUGUCAAGGAUGUUCGUCGUGGCAACGUUGCUGGUGACAGCAAAAAUGACCCACCAAUGGAAGCAGCUGGCUUCACUGCUCAGGUGAUUAUCCUGAACCAUCCAGGCCAAAUAAGCGCCGGCUAUGCCCCUGUAUUGGAUUGCCACACGGCUCACAUUGCAUGCAAGUUUGCUGAGCUGAAGGAAAAGAUUGAUCGCCGUUCUGGUAAAAAGCUGGAAGAUGGCCCUAAAUUCUUGAAGUCUGGUGAUGCUGCCAUUGUUGAUAUGGUUCCUGGCAAGCCCAUGUGUGUUGAGAGCUUCUCAGACUAUCCACCUUUGGGUCGCUUUGCUGUUCGUGAUAUGAGACAGACAGUUGCGGUGGGUGUCAUCAAAGCAGUGGACAAGAAGGCUGCUGGAGCUGGCAAGGUCACCAAGUCUGCCCAGAAAGCUCAGAAGGCUAAAUGAAUAUUAUCCCUAAUACCUGCCACCCCACUCUUAAUCAGUGGUGGAAGAACGGUCUCAGAACUGUUUGUUUCAAUUGGCCAUUUAAGUUUAGUAGUAAAAGACUGGUUAAUGAUAACAAUGCAUCGUAAAACCUUCAGAAGGAAAGGAGAAUGUUUUGUGGACCACUUUGGUUUUCUUUUUUGCGUGUGGCAGUUUUAAGUUAUUAGUUUUUAAAAUCAGUACUUUUUAAUGGAAACAACUUGACCAAAAAUUUGUCACAGAAUUUUGAGACCCAUUAAAAAAGUUAAAUGAGAAACCUGUGUGUUCCUUUGGUCAACACCGAGACAUUUAGGUGAAAGACAUCUAAUUCUGGUUUUACGAAUCUGGAAACUUCUUGAAAAUGUAAUUCUUGAGUUAACACUUCUGGGUGGAGAAUAGGGUUGUUUUCCCCCCACAUAAUUGGAAGGGGAAGGAAUAUCAUUUAAAGCUAUGGGAGGGUUGCUUUGAUUACAACACUGGAGAGAAAUGCAGCAUGUUGCUGAUUGCCUGUCACUAAAACAGGCCAAAAACUGAGUCCUUGUGUUGCAUAGAAAGCUUCAUGUUGCUAAACCAAUGUUAAGUGAAUCUUUGGAAACAAAAUGUUUCCAAAUUACUGGGAUGUGCAUGUUGAAACGUGGGUUAAAAUGACUGGGCAGUGAAAGUUGACUAUUUGCCAUGACAUAAGAAAUAAGUGUAGUGGCUAGUGUACACCCUAUGAGUGGAAGGGUCCAUUUUGAAGUCAGUGGAGUAAGCUUUAUGCCAGUUUGAUGGUUUCACAAGUUCUAUUGAGUGCUAUUCAGAAUAGGAACAAGGUUCUAAUAGAAAAAGAUGGCAAUUUGAAGUAGCUAUAAAAUUAGACUAAUCUACAUUGCUUUUCUCCUGCAGAGUCUAAUACCUUUUAUGCUUUGAUAAUUAGCAGUUUGUCUACUUGGUCACUAGGAAUGAAACUACAUGGUAAUAGGCUUAACAGGUGUAAUAGCCCACUUACUCCUGAAUCUUUAAGCAUUUGUGCAUUUGAAAAAUGCUUUUCGCGAUCUUCCUGCUGGGAUUACAGGCAUGAGCCACUGUGCCUGACCUCCCAUAUGUAAAAGUGUCUAAAGGUUUUUUUUUGGUUAUAAAAGGAAAAUUUUUGCUUAAGUUUGAAGGAUAGGUAAAAUUAAAGGACAUGCUUUCUGUUUGUGUGAUGGUUUUUAAAAAUUUUUUUUAAGAUGGAGUUCUUGUUGCCCAGGCUAGAAUGCAAUGGCAAAAUCUCACUGCAAUCUCCUCCUCCUGGGUUCAAGCAAUUCUCCUACUUCAGCCUCCCAAGUAGCUGGGAUUACAGGCAUGUGCUAAUUUGGUGUUUUUAAUAGAGAUGAGGUUUUUCCAUGUUGGUCAGGCUGGUCUCAAACUCCUGACCUUAGGUGAUCGCCUCGGCCUCCUAAAGUGCUGGAAUUACAGGCAUGAGCCACCAUGCCUGGCCAGGACAUGUGUUCUUAAGGACAUGCUAAGCAGGAGUUAAAGCAGCCCAAGAGAUAAGGCCUCUUAAAGUGACUGGCAAUGUGUAUUGCUCAAGAUUCAAAGGUACUUGAAUUGGCCAUAGACAAGUCUGUAAUGAAGUGUUAUCGUUUUCCCUCAUCUGAGUCUGAAUUAGAUAAAAUGCCUUCCCAUCAGCCAGUGCUCUGAGGUAUCAAGUCUAAAUUGAACUAGAGAUUUUUGUCCUUAGUUUCUUUGCUAUCUAAUGUUUACACAAGUAAAUAGUCUAAGAUUUGCUGGAUGACAGAAAAAACAGGUAAGGCCUUUAAUAGAUGGCCAAUAGAUGCCCUGAUAAUGAAAGUUGACACCUGUAAGAUUUACCAGUAGAGAAUUCUUGACAUGCAAGGAAGCAAGAUUUAACUGAAAAAUUGUUCCCACUGGAAGCAGGAAUGAGUCAGUUUACUUGCAUAUACUGAGAUUGAGAUUAACUUCCUGUGAAACCCAGUGUCUUAGACAACUGUGGCUUGAGCACCACCUGCUGGUAUUCAUUACAAACUUGCUCACUACAAUAAAUGAAUUUUAAGCUUUAA